Melampsora larici-populina 98AG31 is the source of this 852-nucleotide messenger RNA. Its product is annotated as family 4 carbohydrate esterase. Gene Ontology annotation, biological process: carbohydrate metabolic process. Gene Ontology annotation, molecular function: hydrolase activity, acting on carbon-nitrogen (but not peptide) bonds. NCBI's taxonomy places the organism in Eukaryota, Fungi, Basidiomycota, Pucciniomycetes, Pucciniales, Melampsoraceae. The coding region runs from base 1 to 852 and encodes 283 amino acids. The transcript is spliced from 9 exons. The record is from RefSeq and is a predicted model, not a curated record.
AUGUUAUUUUUUUCAAAUUCAUUAACCAUCAAAUUGGUAAAAAGACAAACUGAUUUAUCUGAUCAACUUUCUCAAGAUUUAUCUCAACUUGAUCCUACAAGUUCGACUAUACCUAAUCCUCCUAGUUCAUCAGUCAGUAAUACUCUUACUACCAAUACCAAAGUACCUAUCUAUGAUAUCUGUUCUAUGCCACAAUCAUUUGCAUUAACUUUUGAUGAUGGUCCAAGUGAAUUUAGUGCUGGAUUAGAUACGCUUUUGAAUUCGAAUGGAGCUAAAGCUAGUUUCUUUGUCAAUGGUAAUAAUGUGGGUUGUAUAUACGAUUAUGCACCGGUUUUGAUUGCUAGGUUUAAUGCUGGUCAUUUGAUCGGGAGUCAUACUUGGAGUCAUAUUCAUUUAAAUUCGGCUACUUAUGAAGAGAUUAAUCAACAACUUGAUUUACUUGAACAAGCUUUGAUUAAGAUCUUGGGUGUAAAACCUCGUUGGUUUAGACCUCCUUAUGGAGAAUACAACGAUUUAGUAUUACAAGUUUUAGCAGAAAGAGGUUAUAAAGGAUUAGUUCUAUGGACUCAUGCAACAGGUGAUGCGAAUUCCAAUCCACCUAGUCCUGAUUCCAUCGUUCAAUUCUAUCAAUCUUAUGGUGAAAAAAGUAAUAUUUUAAACCAUGAGAUUACUUCUUCUACUCCUCAAACUGUUAUACCUGCUGUUUUACCUCAACUUGGAGAGAAGUUUAAAUUGGUUACAGCUCCAAGUUGUUUAAACCUUUCAAAUGAUCCAAAAGAUUGGUAUCAAUUUGUUGGUACACCUUCAACUAAAGAUGCAUCUUGGACUUGUAGUGGUACACCUUCAGGAUAA